AUGCCAUACCCAUUGAUGAGACCCGUGAGAUGCUGCGCCACGAUAUCCGCCAAUCGCGCCCCCGCAAACAUUGGCGAUCACCUUGCCGAUGUGGACACGCCAGCCCUCUUGGUUGACUUGGAUGUCGUCGAGCGCAACUGCGAAAAGCUGCGCCGCACAAUGGCGGCAUAUCCUGGUGUGGCCAUCCGGCCGCACGCCAAGGCCCACAAGUGCGCGGACUUAGCUCAACUGCAGCUGCGGCUACUAGCAGCCCGGGGAGUGUGCUGCCAAAAGGUGGUGGAGGCUGAGGCCAUGGCUGAGGGCGGUAUAACCGACCUGCUGCUGACCAAUGAGGUGGUGGCGGCUAGGAAGGUUGACCGACUGGUGGGGCUGGCGGCGGCGGGCGCACGUGUGGGUGUGUGCUUUGAGGACCCUGACAACCUGCGGCACCUCAACCGGGCGGCGGCAGCUCGCGGCACCACUCUGGACGUGCUCUUGGAGCUGAAUGUCGGUCAGGACAGGCAGGUUGUAGUGGAUGCGGUGUGGACACCCCCCAGCAGGCGGUGGACCUGGCCCGGACAGCCACCUCCCUGGACAACGUCCGCUUCCGGGGGCUGCAGGCCUACCACGGGGCCCUUCAACACGUCAGGGACCCAAGGGAUAGGGCGCGUCGCGUGGCGCAGGUUGGAGGCCGCCAGUGGGGUUUUCACGGAGGUCCAGCCCGGGUCCUUCGUGUUCAAUGACGCGGACUACAGCCGCAAUGUACAAGUAGGCAGUAGUGGGGGUGUACUGGAGGAAGAGGCAUUGGGCGGCGGAGGAUGGCAGCGCAGGGGAGUGGGAGCAGAGCCUCUGGGUGCUGACGCAGGUUGCAUGUUGGUGAUGUCCACCAACCCAUCCCGGGGGCUGGCGGUGGUGGACGCCGGUACUAAGGCAGUGUCGCUAGACAGCGGGCCACCGCAGCUGCCGCGCAGCUUCACAGAGAUGUACGGCGUGACGUUAGAGUACGUCAGCGGCGGUGACGAGCAUGGGAAGCUGCUGUGGCCGCAGGGCGCCUACCAGCUGCCCCCGCAGCUACCCCCCGUGGGAGCAAUGCUUAAGCUGCAACCGGGGCACUGUGAUCCAACCGUCAAUCUGUACGACUGGAUUGUUGCCGUACGGUCCGAGAAUCGGCUUGGUGGAAACGCCGCCGCCGUCGCUGGCGGCGGAGACGACCGGGAUGAUGACGGGGUGAUGACGGUGGUCGCGGUUUGGCCCGUCCGGGGCCGCGGCCCUGGACAAUGA
Volvox carteri f. nagariensis is the source of this 1260-nucleotide messenger RNA. RefSeq lists its product as uncharacterized. Gene Ontology annotation, molecular function: D-serine ammonia-lyase activity. Gene Ontology annotation, biological process: D-serine catabolic process. NCBI's taxonomy places the organism in Eukaryota, Viridiplantae, Chlorophyta, Chlorophyceae, Chlamydomonadales, Volvocaceae. The coding region runs from base 1 to 1260 and encodes 419 amino acids. The record is from RefSeq and is a predicted model, not a curated record. The transcript has 11 exons.